Molecule: messenger RNA, 4673 nt
Organism: Morone saxatilis (striped sea-bass)
Lineage: Eukaryota; Metazoa; Chordata; Actinopteri; Moronidae
Gene: pigo
Product: phosphatidylinositol glycan anchor biosynthesis, class O
Exons: 10
Coding region: 1-3276 (1091 amino acids)
Biological process (GO): GPI anchor biosynthetic process
Cellular component (GO): endoplasmic reticulum membrane
Molecular function (GO): mannose-ethanolamine phosphotransferase activity
Source: RefSeq, a predicted model, not a curated record
AUGAAGGGGCUCCCGGUGCUGUCCCUGCUCCUUUGGCUGUGUGCGGUGUACUUUGUGGGCAUCUACCUGUUUGUGGGUGGAUUCCUGCUGGUGAGGCUGGAGGUGAACAGGACCAGCACCUGCGGGGACGUGCUGCAGCCCGGAGAGGAGCCUGGGGAUUUCUGCCGCGCCCGGCCGCGAUUCCGCAGGGCUGUGCUGCUCAUCAUUGACGCCCUUAAGAUUGACUUCGCCCGGUUUGACCCCAACAACACGGCGCCGCGACCUUACGAGAACAAGCUGCCCGUGCUGGAGGAGACGGUCUCGUUCAGGCCUUCCCACAGCCGCCUGUACCCUUUCCGUGCUGACCCGCCUACGACCACCAUGCAGAGGAUCAAGGGCUUCACCACCGGCUCCUUGCCUACCUUUGUGGAUGUGGGUAAUAACUUUGCAUCCAGUGCCAUCUUGGAGGACAACCUCAUCCAUCAGUUUGGGCAAGUGGGCAAACGUGUGGUGUUCAUGGGCGAUGACACUUGGGAGAAUCUUUUUCCUAAGAGGUUCCACCGCUCUUUGCCCUUCCCUUCUUUCAAUGUCAAAGAUCUGCACACUGUAGACAAUGGGAUCCUCCAGCACCUCUACACAACUAUGGUGGGGGAUGACUGGGAUGUCCUGGUUGCUCAUUUCCUCGGAGUGGAUCACUGUGGUCACAGGUUUGGUCCCGACCACCCGGCCAUGGCCGACAAGCUCACCCAGAUGGACGGAGUCAUCAGGUCCGUGAUGGACCGUCUGCAGAAUGACACCCUCUUGGUGGUGAUGGGAGAUCAUGGGAUGACGGACACCGGAGAUCACGGCGGAGAAAGUCAGAAGGAGACCGAUGCGGCAAUCUUCCUCUACAGUCCUUCCCCUCUGUUUCCCGCACCGCCGUCCCAGAGUGAACCCGACGUGGUGCCCCAGACAGACCUGGUGCCCACCCUGGCUCUGCUGCUGGGAGUUCCCAUCCCGUACAGCAAUGUGGGGCAGGUUCUCCUGCCUUUAUUCCCUUCUCACGGGCAGCCCAAAGACGUAGUUGGAGGUCUCAGCCAGCUGGAGGCACUGUGGAUCAAUGCAAAACAAGUCAACCGUUUCCUGGAGACUUACUCUGGCAUGGCCAAAGACAUCCCACCAGAGAGCCUGUCUCAGCUGAAGGAUGAAUUCUCCCGCCUGUCCUCUGAGUACCUCACCACGGCUAGAGAGGGUCGCUCACCCUCCCCACAGCUGGCCGCCUCCCUGCAGGCCUACCUCACCUCCGUCAGAGACACCUGCCGAGCCACCUGGGCUCGAUUCAACCCGCUCAAGAUGGCAGCCGGUUUAGCCAUCCUGGCAUUUGCCUGCUUGAUGUGCUUCAUCUUAUCUGAGCUGUCCCUGGCGCUGAUCAGGGAGAACGGCCCCGGGCUGAAAGUCCCGGUUCUGGUGGCACUAACGGCGGGGGUUUGCGUGGCCGCCGGUCAGCUGCUCACCCAGGGCUACGUGGAGGGAGCGUGGUGCCUGGCAGCGGCUGCCCUCAGCUCUGAACUGCUCUUUCUCUGGAGAGCUAGUCAAUCCAGAACCAACGCUGUGGCAAAGAACGGAUCCAAAUCUCCAAAGUGCACUAGCUGGCUGACCCCACGCCACCUCCUCGUCCCCCCUCUCUUGGUGCCGAUCCUACGCUGUGCCUCCCUGCUCUCAGACAGCUACGUGAUUGCCGAGGGCCGCGCGGUGACUUUUCUGGUGUUCUCUCUGGCGCUCUACAUUCCCAUCCAUCUCAACUGGGAUGGCCUGCUCCUACCCCCCGUCCACGACCCCCUGAAGGCUGCGGGGCUCCUGCCUUCCGCAGCUUUGCCCCCAUCAACUGUGAGGAAAGAAAGCGGCACGCUCCUAGCCUGCUUAGGUCUUCUUGUUGGCAGCCUCUACCUCUCCCUCUCCUUCCACGGCUGUCGGGAAGAACAGGGCUCCUGCCAGCCGUCCCCGUUCCUCUCGCCCCUUUCCCGGCUGCAGGACAGCCAGCUGAAGAACCUCCACUACAUCCUCUCCGUCUGCUCCCUGGGCUUGUGGACAUAUCUGCUGAGACGCUGCCUCCGCCACUACGGUAACCUCAACUCCUCAAGUGGGACGGUGUUCACGGCCCGCUGGAUCCUGCCGCUGCUGUCUGUGUGCCUGGGGCUCCACUGGGCUGUUAGCGCCACCCCAGAGGACAGCUUUAGGAAUCUAGCCGAGCUGAUCAGCCUGGCCCAGCUGGCCCUCCCUAGGGUCGCCUUCUUUCUCCUGGGGAUGGGGCUGCUGCUGAUCUGGCUAGACCCUCUCACUGUGUUCGUGAAGACCAGGGCUGCAGCUACGACCAGAGGUCCAUCCUUACCCCCGCCCCGCUACCGAGCAAGCACCGGCAUCAGCCCCCAAGCCGAGCUGCACCACCUCAUUCCCCAGAUCUACCAGCGCAUGCGUCGUUCCCUGGAGGACGGAGAGCCGAGCGGGGGUGGUGAGGUGGACAACAGACCCGCUGUGGAGGCCUACGGACUGGGAACCGUCUACUCGGCCCCUUUGCUGCUGUUUUGCGGCCUGCUGGGAAUCGGUCUGCUGCUGCUGCACCCAGAGGGCAUGGCUCUGUCUUUCCUCCUGCUGUUGCUUGAAAUGGGAGCUCUGUUGCACAUUCACGCCUCCUCCACCACCCUCAGUGGCCUGAAUGGAACAUAUACUGGUGGCUUUAAUGUUCCCUGGACUCCAGUGGUGCUGUGGUCCCUGGCUGCCACCCAGUUCUUCCAUGCUACAGGUCACCUUCCCACCUUCCCCUCCAUCCAGUGGGGCGCUGCCUUCGUGGGAUUCCCUGAUGGCCACACAGGCACACUACUGCCCGCCUCACUGGUUACCCUCAACACUUUUGCCUCGCACAUCUUGUUCGCAGUGGGUUGUCCGCUGCUGCUGUUUUGGCCUCUGGUGUGUGAGAUACGUGGCAGCAGGGGAGGAAGAGGAUGUGGGGACGAAGGAGAGGAUGCUGUGAUGGAGAUGAGACUGAGAGAAAACCCCCAGCAGUUCAGCUCCGCUCUCCUACAACUCUCAACACGCUACCUCUUCAUUCUCGGAGCACAGGUCUUUGCUUCAGUCUGUGCAGCUGCUAUCCUCAGGAGACACCUAAUGGUGUGGAAGGUUUUCGCACCCAAGUUAAUGUUUGAGGCCUCAGGGUUCGUGGUGAGCAGCGUGUCUCUGCUCAUCGGGGUCACGCUAGUGCUGAGAGUAGACGUGGCCGUGAGCAGCUGGUUUAAGAGACUCGUCCCCGAUGCAUCCAGGUAGCGACGGCGCUGCUGCUGCUGCUGCUGCUGCUGCUGCUGCUUUACCACAGAAGCCCACCAGAGCUCACUGUGCCACAGAGCAAACAGACAUGGUGGUCACUGUAAAGUUUUUAUACGGACCUCCCACAAAUAAAACAAACAUUGCCAUCUGUGUCUAGCAUAAGGAUCCCCACAAACAUGUCACGUGAGGGUACCUCUUACUCUUUUGAGGGCUAUGUUGCGUAAUGCUGACACUGGGGCUGCCUCCAUUUUCAGCCAGAGGGUCUCAAAUCUGGACUCAAAGCAUCCGGACUCACAUUGAAGAUGGGGUUAUAAUAUGAUGUGCUCGUAAACCACCUCACUACACUUUCUCUUGUGAGAGAAAAGCAGUGUCUGAAUGUUUCUCCUCAACUCCUGUUUUUCUAACUUACAGUAUGGAUGAAGCCUUCCCAGCUCUCCAAAACCACAGUCUUGCAAGCGGUUCUUAGUGCAGCAGUCAACAAGCGUCACUAAAUACAAACAACAAAAUGGCUGAUUCAACAGUUUUAAUGUUAUUGGGCGGGGGGGAAGAAAUAAAAUCUUCAGCUACCGGAUGACCAACCUGCCACCCCAUGUCUACAGCUACUUUAACAUCAACUCGCAAGCAGGUCUGCUCCAUUUGGUGAAAUCCAUCCAAGUGCAUUACAGCAUGUCUGUCAUCUAAGUGUCUGCUGGAGGAACUUUGGAGGAAAACUCCAUUUUCUUUUGUAUGUUUUUGUAUUUUCAAGAUGUUGAAAUAACCAGUGUGUCUGGUAACUGCCAAUUCAUAAAGUAUUACUGUGCAGUUAGGCUUUCCUUCACACACUUUUGGGUCUUUUUUUCUUAUUUUUUUAGGGUUCUGAUUCCUAACUCUAAUGCCUAUUUAUAAUUAUGAUUUUUUUAAAUCACUGAUUCGUUUUUUUAAUCUCAAAUGAAACUUUUGUCUCAAUUAGGCCUCGUACACCUUUUCCCCCCUGGAAUAGGUGCUUUAAAGUAAUGCCUUUUUUUUGUCUAUGAUGUCAUUAAGUUAACAGGGUCAUUAAAUCCAGGACCUCCAGAAACACUGUCAGUUCAUUUAUUUCUGCAGGACGUCUGAGUCAGUGUAAGAUCUGUUACUGUUGUGCAGCUGUAGUCAGCAGCUGAAGCUCAUUAGCUAAUGCAUGAUAUGGAAGGGGAGGCUGAGCUCAGGUUGAAUUAGCUCCAGUGCAAUUGUACUGCAUUUCUCAGGCUGUUGUACGGGAGUGACUGGUCAUCUAGAGCGGCUGCUGACAUCAGCCCAAGUGAUGGUUUGGCUAGGUUGUAUGAUAAAGAGACACCUUUUUUUUUGUUCUAAAAUGUUUAAUAUAUAAAUAACUGAUUAAUUAAAAUGAUUUUACAUUCUGUGAAAAAAAUGGAAUAAAA